AUGUUCAGAGUUGAUGAGUUUUUUACCACCAUUUUGACCGGUGAGAACUAUGCGGCUUUAGUAGAUGUAGUGAAAAUUUUGUUGGUGCUUUCACAUGGCCAGGCGUCAGUAGAGAGGGGGUUCUCAGUCAACAAAGAAGUUGAGGUGGAAAUCUUGCAUGAGCCCCCUCUGGUAGCUGAGCACAUCAUUUGUGAUCAUCUAAGGGCACUGGGUGGAGUUUUCAAUCUGCCAAUUACAAAGAAACACCUUGCUGCAGCAACUCAAUCUCGACACAAAUUGGAGAAGUAUUUGCAGGACCAAAAGGACAAGAAUAAGAUGGAUGAAGAGCAAAGAAAAAGAAAAGGCGGAAGAAAUUGGGGAACGGACUCUUGUCAGUAA
Porites evermanni is the source of this 378-nucleotide messenger RNA. The record is from the annotation of a GenBank genome assembly. NCBI's taxonomy places the organism in Eukaryota, Metazoa, Cnidaria, Anthozoa, Scleractinia, Poritidae.